CUGGACAACAGGCUACCACCCCUACUGAUCUAUACUUCAAAUAAAUGCAAGUCACGUCGUUAACCCGACAGAACUAUUAACCAGCUCAUGCUAUAGAAGUCUCCAGGGCGACCCUGCCCCUCAAUGCCUCCGCGAAGGCGCUCCUUAUCCGAAUAAAUGGCUCCUUCACAGAACCCCGGUCCAACUCGCGCGGCUGCCCGAACCCCCAUUUCACGACCUUCCUUCGAAACCGCACUCAAUUUCACUGAUCCAUCCUUCGACCCCGCCGAAUUUCUCAAUGAUGCUCUUCCCCCGCUGACGCUGGCGUCACCGCAAUCAUAUACCCCUCGGGGCUCAACAGCUGUUUCCCUCGCCGAGUUAUCGACACAAGUACAGUCGAUCCUUACACAGACCAACGCACAAAAUGUCCGGCUCUCCAAUAAUCUUACUCAACUUACCGAUGAAAUUCUACGAAGUGGUAGCCGUCUUGCCUAUGAAGUCGAAGUGCUACGCGGAGAAGCAAUUGGGCUUUCCGAGACCCUAACGGAAGCCCUACGAGAUGACAUUGCGAGGUUCGUUCCCAACACCGUGGGAUCGAGCCGGGAGAGCAAACCGGACGCGGAGGAGGUCGGCGAGGAGUCACAGACAGCAGACACUGGAGAGGCAACUGUUCAAGAUCCCGAAUUUAUCACGAAGCUACGAACAUUGAACCAAGUACGAGCCCGACUGGAAGAAGUUGUCCAGACAUUUGGCGAUUCUAUGGAAUGGCCGCUACCGCCCUCUGAGACCUCUCUGACAUCGUCUUUCAUUUCGGUGUCAGCCCCAGAACCUGGUUCUGAGGCUCAGUGUCAAGAGGAGAAGGGCCAGGAGGUUGCGAAAAAGCUGCGCACGGAAGUGACGGAACUGCUCGAUAGCAAUGGUGGCGGGGAAGAGGGAUUGGAGGCUGCUACGAGGCGUGUUGAGGCCCUACGAGUGCUGGCGACCGUGUGGAAGGGAACUGCAGAAGAGAAGGCGCGGGCUAGAUUUGUGGAUAGUUUGACGAAGUUGAUCGAUGACCGUCGGCGAACAUUAGAGAACCAGGGUAAAAUCACUUCGUCUCAGCAACAGGCAAAGCCACCAGUUGGACAUCGGCGUCAGGAGAGCGAAGGACCGGGAGGUGGUAUCUUUAAGAAUCUUCAGCGACUAAGGGAGGAAAUUUAUCUUGAGUGAUACGUUGCACAUUUUUACUUUGUAUAUAAUGGAUGUUUCAUUUCUUUGUUUUCGAGAUCCUUAACAUACAUGAAACGAGCCAAGACCAGAGAGAUGUCGAUGACGCGGCAGAUGGUGGUUUCAAAAUUCAAUUGUUGUGUAAAGGUCUUC
Messenger RNA from Aspergillus alliaceus, 1338 nucleotides. RefSeq lists its product as uncharacterized. The coding region runs from base 157 to 1188 and encodes 343 amino acids. The transcript has a single exon. The record is from RefSeq and is a predicted model, not a curated record. Lineage: Eukaryota; Fungi; Ascomycota; Eurotiomycetes; Eurotiales; Aspergillaceae.